Messenger RNA from Loxodonta africana (African savanna elephant), 865 nucleotides. RefSeq names its product CD63 molecule (gene CD63). The record is from RefSeq and is a predicted model, not a curated record. The transcript has 8 exons. Gene Ontology annotation, cellular component: plasma membrane. Gene Ontology annotation, biological process: regulation of vascular endothelial growth factor signaling pathway. Bases 59 to 772 code for a protein of 237 amino acids. Lineage: Eukaryota; Metazoa; Chordata; Mammalia; Proboscidea; Elephantidae.
CCCCUGAGUCGCGGCAGAAGAGCAGCGCACAGCCUCGGGGAGCCCAGGCCCGGCAGCCAUGGCGGUGGAAGGAGGGAUGAAAUGUGUCAAGUUCUUGCUCUACGUUCUUCUGCUGGCCUUUUGCGCCUGUGCAGUGGGACUGAUUGCUGUAGGUGUGCGGGCCCAGCUCAUCCUGAAUCAGACUAUUAACCAAGGGGCCACCGCUGGCUCCCUGUUGCCUGUGGUCAUCAUUGCAGUGGGUGCCUUCCUCUUCCUGGUGGCCCUUGUGGGUUGCUGUGGGGCCUGCAAAGAGAACUACUGUCUUAUGAUCACAUUUGCCAUCUUCCUGUCUCUUAUCAUGCUGGUGGAGGUGGCCACAGCCAUUGCAGGCUAUGUGUUUAGAGACCAGGUGAUAUCAGAGUUUAAGAAGGAUUUCCAGAAGCAGAUGCAGACAUACCCAAGAGACAACCAAACGGUCAUACUCUUGGACAAGUUGCAACAAGAUUUUAAGUGCUGUGGGGCUAAUAACUACACAGAUUGGGAGAACAUUCUAGUGCCCAAGGGCAGAGUUCCUGACUCCUGUUGCAUGAAUGUCACUCUGGGCUGUGGGGUUCAUGCCAACGUGACGGAUAUCUAUGUCAAGGGCUGUGUGGAGAUGAUUGGGGGCUGGCUGAGGAGCAGAGUGUUGGUGGUAGCUGCAGCAGCCCUGGGCAUUGCCUUUGUGGAGGUCCUGGGAAUUGUCUUUGCCUGUUGCCUCGUGAAGAGUAUCCGAAGUGGCUACGAGGUGAUGUAGGGGGUCUGGUCUCCUCAUCGCCCUCAUCUAGGGGAGUGUAGUAUACCCCAGGUUUUUCAAUUAAAUGGAUUAUUUUUUCAGACUGAAAAGACA